CGUCCUCUGGGCAUCUCUCCGACCGACCUGUGUGUUUGAGAGAGUCAUCCCGGGCCUCUAACCAUGAAGACCUACGUGCUGUUAGGAUCACUGCUGCUGGUGUUGGGGAGCGCGCACGUCCUCGGUGCGCCGGUGGCCGAGGCCGGCGUGGAGCCGGGCUCGUGUGAGGACGCGUCGGCCAAGGCCGCCGCAGAACUGGCCCUCGACAAGAUCAACCACGACCGGGCGGAGGGCUACGUCUUCGGCCUGCACCGCCUCUCCAACGUCCACAUGAAGCAACAUGGAGAGAUCGGCACGGUUUUCUACCUGACCCUGGACGUUGUCGAGACAAACUGCAGCGUCCUCAGCAGGAAGGUGUGGAAGGACUGUGAGAUCCGCAGCGAAGCUGAAACACCGGUUUACGGACAAUGCAAAGCCGCCAUCUACAUCAGCAAGCCGCACAGAGUUGUGCGCCUCUACAAAUACAGCUGCACCGUCAGACCAGUGCCUGGAGCCAGAGUGGGAGCAAUGUGUCCCGACUGUCCCACUCACCUUGACAAGGACAGCGCUAAUGUCCAGAGGGCCCUGACUCUGUCCAUGGAGAAGUUCAACAAAGAGAGCGGGCUGGCCAAUCGCUUCGCCGUGCUCAACGUCACCCGUGCAACUGCCGGAAUGGCCAUGGGUAUGUAUUACAACGUGGAGUACACCAUCCAGGAGACGACCUGCCGCCGUGACGCGGCAGGAGCGGCUGCCGAUAAGUGUCCCUUCAUGGAAUGCGAGUUCGCUCACAAGGGCUUCUGUAAGGGAUCCCUCUUCAAUACUCCCAGCGGGGAAGAGACCAGUGUAGAGUGUGAGAUCUACGAGCCUGAGGCCGCUGAGAGAGAGAAGAAGCUCCACCUGCUGGGCGGCGAGACCGACCACAGCCACAGCGACCACCACCACCACACGCACGACCACGGCCCCGGCCCAGGCAGCGCCCACGACCACGGGCACGAGCUCGCCCUGGACCACGAGCACCACCACGGCCACCUGCACGACCACGAGCACCACCAUCACCACGGCCACACCCACAAGGGCGCGGUCCACAACCACCCCGUGGGGAAGGUGAUCGUCCUGCCCCCCGUCGGCCAGCCCAUGAUCCUGCCUUCCUUCCCCGACGAGCCCGUCGGCCCCGUCGGAGUCACCCUGCCCCUCAAACCCGACCCCCAGAUCCCCGGAGAGACGGAACCAGUAAUCGAGUCCUUCCCCACCGGCCUCUCAGCCCAGUGCCCCCCUGUGUUACCGGGACCACGAUUGGUGGAGCAGAUGUUUCACGAGGACCCCGAGUUCAAGCCAGCUGCAUGAGGUGACAACAAAACUGGGAACUGAUCUAAAAGACUGAAGUGUGGUGACCCUCGUAGUCGAUGUAACACAACUCAACCAGGUCACGUAUCAUUCCUGUGUCUCUGCAACAAUCUAAUGGCCUGAAUAAAAACUUUUAUCAACCUCC
This is a messenger RNA of Mugil cephalus (flathead mullet), 1468 nucleotides long. RefSeq names its product histidine-rich glycoprotein-like. Lineage: Eukaryota; Metazoa; Chordata; Actinopteri; Mugiliformes; Mugilidae. The record is from RefSeq and is a predicted model, not a curated record. Gene Ontology annotation, cellular component: extracellular region. Gene Ontology annotation, molecular function: cysteine-type endopeptidase inhibitor activity. The coding region runs from base 64 to 1323 and encodes 419 amino acids. The transcript is spliced from 7 exons. Gene Ontology annotation, biological process: negative regulation of endopeptidase activity.